Molecule: messenger RNA, 1966 nt
Organism: Anguilla rostrata (American eel)
Lineage: Eukaryota; Metazoa; Chordata; Actinopteri; Anguilliformes; Anguillidae
Gene: grinaa
Product: glutamate receptor, ionotropic, N-methyl D-aspartate-associated protein 1a (glutamate binding)
Exons: 7
Coding region: 153-1154 (333 amino acids)
Biological process (GO): negative regulation of apoptotic signaling pathway
Cellular component (GO): endoplasmic reticulum; Golgi apparatus
Source: RefSeq, a predicted model, not a curated record
CGAGGGAGACUGAUGGUCUGAAAUCGGACAGGCUGUCGAGCGCAACGACAGUGCGCAGGUUGAGCACAAAGACUGCAGUUUUAAAAGGAUUUGUUGUCCAGCUCUCGGUACGAAAGUGAAAGGUUGGAAAAAAAAUAAGGCAGCACACGGCCAUGUCCAAGGAUAAGAGCAGCUACCCUGUGAUGGGGGAGACCAACCCUUUGCACAACUCCGUGUUCGGACAGCCCAGCCCCACCAGCUUCGCCAUGCCCCCCCCCAACUACAGCCAGGCCCCCCCCGGGGGCGCACCCUACCCCUCGCCCGCUGCCUUCGUGCAGCCGGGGUUUGGCCCCGCCCCCUACCCGCAGAUGCCCUAUCCUCCAGGCCCUUACCAGCAGGCCCCGCCCCAACCAGACUUCACUGCUGGGUCCACCGCUCCUCUGAACAACCCUGGUUACCACGGUGAUGUACCUCCAUCUUACUAUGGCAACGAGGAGUUCAGCAGCUCAGGCUUUGAGGACAAGUCAAUUCGGCAGGCCUUCAUACGCAAGGUGUUUCUGGUCCUGACCGUCCAGCUGCUGGUCACCUUCUCCUUCGUGGCGGUCUUCACCUUCGUGGACGAUGCCAAGCGCUUCGUGCGGAUGAACCCGUGGACGUACUACGUGUCCUACGCCAUCUUCUUCGUCACCCUCAUCGUGCUCAGCUGCUGCGGAGAAUUUCGCCGCAAACACCCCUGGAACCUGGUGGCGUUGUCCAUCCUGACGCUCAGUCUGUCCUACAUGGUGGGGAUGAUCGCCAGCUUCUACGACACGGACUCCGUCAUCAUGGCUGUGGGCAUCACGGCUGUAGUGUGCUUCACUGUGGUCCUCUUCUCUCUGCAGAGCAAAUACGACUUCACUUCCUGUCGGGGGGUCCUGUUCGUCUGCCUCAUCGUGCUGCUACUCUUCUCCUUCCUCUGCAUCUUCAUUCGCCACCGGAUCCUGCACAUCGUCUACGCGUCCCUGGGAGCGCUGCUCUUCACCUGCUUCUUGGCUGUGGACACCCAGCUGUUGCUGGGAAACAAGAAACUGGCUUUGAGCCCGGAGGAGUACAUCUUCGCCGCGCUGAAUCUCUACACCGACAUCAUCAACAUCUUCCUGUUCAUCCUGGCCAUUGUGGGCCGGGCGCGCGAUUGAGCGCCCCCUAGGGGACAGGAUGCCCUUCUUCUCCACACCCUUCAGAGGCCAGGCUUGAAAAAAAAAAAAAAAAACACUCUUCACUAAUUUUCACUCAGUCACAGCCCGAAAAAGUUUUGGAUUGCCGGUCGGUUUUUGUCUUUGAUUGCACCACUCUGUGGAAUUUGUGGUUCCUCUGCAGAGUGAAGUCUAAGUCCCUAAUUCACAACCCACCCCCCUUCCAGCCCCACCCCACUGUGCCUGACCCACCCUCCCCCCUCUCUGCAGUGUAGGCUGUUUAUGUUGUUUUUGUAUAAUAACUGAUGUGGACAGUGUUUUUUUGUGUUUGUAAGAAGACUAUGCGUUUGCUUGUGAUUUGACUUCUGACCCACAGGUAGGAGUGGGUAGACAGGCAGCUCCUGAUCAGUUUUAUUAAUAUGAAUAAGUUAUGAUGUUGUGAUUUAUUUAUUGACCUGUAGGGCUGUAUGUAGCAUGCAACUGCAACCCUCCAACAAACAUUCCAACAACCUCCCUGCAACCCUCCCACAACCCCCUCACUACCCUCCAACAACCUCCUCACUACCCUCCAACAAACAUUACAACAACCCCCCUGCAACCCUCCACCAACCUCCCUGCAACCCUCCAACAACAUUCCAACAACCUCCUCGCAACCCUCCCACAACCCCCUCACUACCCUCCAAAGAACAUUCCCACAACCUCCCAGCAACCCUCCAACAACAUUCCAACAACCACCCCGCCAUCCUAUAACAAACACACCAGCAACAAUCCAAUAACCUCCCAGCAACCCUCCCACAACCCCCCUGUAACCCUCC